AUCUAGACUAUGUAAGACGUAUAGAGUGUAGAUUUCUUCAAACGUCUCUUAGUAAAGACCAUGCAAGGCGUAUAGAACGUGAAUUUCUUCAAAUAUUAUGCAAUACCGUAUCAAAUUUUGCUUCUCCAGAUGCUCCUAUUUGCAGGUUAGAAUUAAG
Molecule: messenger RNA, 157 nt
Organism: Racocetra persica
Lineage: Eukaryota; Fungi; Glomeromycota; Glomeromycetes; Diversisporales; Gigasporaceae
Source: the annotation of a GenBank genome assembly